Messenger RNA from Anthonomus grandis grandis, 1585 nucleotides. It is a transcript of the gene Bap55, whose product is annotated as actin-like protein 6B. Gene Ontology annotation, biological process: regulation of transcription by RNA polymerase II; nervous system development. Gene Ontology annotation, cellular component: NuA4 histone acetyltransferase complex; SWI/SNF complex. The record is from RefSeq and is a predicted model, not a curated record. Bases 136 to 1410 code for a protein of 424 amino acids. Gene Ontology annotation, molecular function: chromatin binding. Lineage: Eukaryota; Metazoa; Arthropoda; Insecta; Coleoptera; Curculionidae. The transcript has 7 exons.
CAAAAGCCAUUCGCAAUUUAAUUACAAGGUUUAAUUUUAUAAACAAACGUAACCUAAGUAUUUUGCCCACCGCUUUCUUAGGUUUUUAUUUAUAAUUUAAAAAAAAAUUUUUACCGAAACACACAAUUCUACGAUAUGUCCACUGGAAUGUUAUAUGGAGGCGAUGAAAUCGGUGCUUUAGUUUUUGACCCCGGUCACCAGUCGUUAAGGGUUGGUUAUGCACAAGAGGACACUCCAAAGGCCGAAAUUCCCUCUGUGGUCGGAGUAGCACCAGACACUUCAAUUAAAAUUGAGCCAGAGGCCAAACCAGAUGACUCCAAUGUUUCCACUAAUGUUUCUCAGAACAAAUACUACAUUGACACAACAUUCCUACAUGUACCAAGGCCAAAUAUGGAGCUUCAUAGUUAUAUGAAAGAAGGCAUGAUUGAAAACUGGGACAUGUUUGAAAAGAUUCUUGAUUAUUCUUAUGAUAAGAUAAUCCAAUCAGAAUCCCAGUACCAUCCUGUACUAUUCUCUGAAUCACCAUGGAACCAAAGGGCAAAGAGGGAAAAACUGACUGAGAUAAUGUUUGAAAAAUACAAAGUACCAGCAUUUUUCCUAGUAAAAAAUGCCGCUUUGGCUGCAUUUGCUAAUGGUAGAGCAACUGCUUUAGUGAUAGACAGUGGGGCCACACAUACAUCAGCAGUACCUGUAUUAGAUGGUUAUGUAAUCUCAAAUGCUGUAGUAAAGAGUCCUUUAGGGGGUGAUUAUUUAAUUUUAAGGGCAAGAGAGAUGUUAGAGUCAAUAGGUAUUGACUUAACUCCAUCUUCCCUAAUAGCUUCAAAAGAUGUGGUUAGGGAUAAGGAUAAGCCUAGAUUUACAAAGAAAAAGAUUAAUUUCCAGCCAUCUAACUCAUGGAUGACUUAUAUGGUUAAAAAAACUGUCCAAGAUUUUCAACAAACUGUUUUACAAGUCUCCGAAAGUCCAUAUGAUGAAAGGGUAGUGUCAAAUAUUCCUUCUGUCCACUACGAGUUUCCUACUGGAUACCAUCAAGAUUUUGGUUCAGAGAGGUUUAAAUUAGCGGAGGGCUUGUUUGACCAUGCAAUGUUAGGAGCUGGACAUAUAGCGGCUACUAGUGCAGGAAUGUGCGAUGUAGACAUAAGGCCAGCAUUAUACAAUUCAGUGGUGUUAACUGGUGGCAACUCCUUAGUCCAGGGUUUUAGCGAUCGCUUAAGUAGAGACCUUCAAUCGCGAACUCCCGGUUCGAUGAAAUUAAAAUUGAUCGCGGCUAAUGGUAGCGUAGAACGACGGUUUGGCGCUUGGGUGGGCGGCUCGAUCUUGGCCUCGAUUGGAACGUUUCAACAAAUGUGGAUGUCAAUGCAAGAAUACCAGGAGUCUGGGAAGGCGCAGAUUGACAGAAAGUGUCCGUGAAUUCUCUUUAUUUUUAAGUGAUACCUGUAUUUCCGUUCUUUUUUCUACUGACAUUGUUCAAUUAUGGAAGUAAAAGUAAUUUUUAUUGGCGAUACAGUUUUAUUUUUGUAUUGUAUCUAUUAAGCAACAUUUAAUAUUAUAGUACAUUAUGGAAUAAAGUUAAUUGUAAUAUUUA